CGAAUACCUUCAUGUCUCCAGUCUCGUCCGUUCAUCACCACCAGCAUGAAUCAUGUCCCUCGCCCCCUGCAUCCCCGGCGCCUCCAGCACCGUCGCUCGCGCAAUGGCUGCUUGACUUGCAAACGCCGCAAGGUGCGAUGCAACGAGGAGAAGCCGCUGUGCUAUCACUGUCGUCGUCUGCAUCUGGACUGUCUCUGGAAAGACCCCGAUGGCGACUCCCAGCGACGGUCGCCGUCUGCCAGAGAAAGGACCCCCGAGCAGCCCUCUCCUCCACAAUUCUUCGACUUUGAGCAGUCUAUAGGCACUGGCACAAUCGAUGCUGCCCCAUUUCAAGACCUCUUCCUUCCGGUCUUCAGUGACUUUGCACCCGACCUCAACCUGCAGGACGAAGUGCUGUUAGGCAACCCAUCUCCUGCGCCAUCCAUCGACAUCCACAAUGGAGAUACUCUGCAGCUCGAGAUACCACCUAUACUGGAUCCCAUCGAGAAUGGCCCAAAAGGAACGUCGGCGCAAGCCAUGCUGAACAGCCUCGCACGAUCAUCGUCGAUGGUCCGUGAUUCUAUGGCGGCAUUUGCAACGAUUCGGGCGUCCCCUGGAAAUACAACGGGGGAUUAUCAGGAGUACUAUGAAAAGGCAGCAAAUCGCCUCUCUCAACGAUUGCAGCAGCCUGCUGGAAGCAGGAUAGAAGGUGGUGAGCUCCGAUACUCGCUGGCCACGAUCUUCUUCCUCACAUACGUCGAUCUUUUGACCGGCCGCCUAGAUUUGGCUUACUCGAAUCUGGCCUGGGCGCAUCGUGCGAUACAGGUGACUGGGAUGAACACCUUGGGCUCUAUAGAACAGAGAAUUCUGUCAUGGAUCCGUUUACUUGAUGCACGGGCAGCAGCUGCUGGAGGAGAAGGUCUCCUAGUCAACGACACAAUACACUGCCCACCAACCCCGACUUCGACCUCCGCCAGUUCCACGCCUCGAAUACCAGAUCCCACCCCAGAUGGCGGGUCUCAAGAUGUGAUCUACGACAUUCUCUGCCAGCCCGGAAUCGCAUUCUACCAACAAGUCCAGACCAUCACCGGGCGCAUUACUCGGAUCGCCCACAUCCACCGCAGCCGGGGAAGCGUAGAAGACGAGACAGAAGUCAUGGCUAUCGCGGCGAACAUUCUGCACGACCUGGGGGCAUUGUAUGACCGGCGGCCUGCACUCAUGGACUACGCCGUGACUGGGAAUAUCAGUGCGCUGGCCGAACCGCUCGCGUCAGGCAUUAUACGCUCCUUCCAAACGUACGUGGCCAACUUCUACGCGUGCUAUAUACACCUGCAUCGAGUUGCCCACCGCCAUCUAGCCCGCUCCAAGGCCGUAGACACAGCUUUAGAGAAAAUAAAGGAAAUUCUGCAUCUGAUGGUGGCCAAGAAUGAGUCUAUCCCGGUUAACAUGCUGUGGCCGCUGUUUCUCUGGGGAAGUGAAGAAGACGAUCCGGAGGAGUGCCAGUGGAUUCUGACGACAAUCCAAGGCCUGCACCAUGUAGCGAGUAAUUCCAGUAUGGCCGCUGGGGCACUGGGCGAGAUCCAGAGAAGACAGCGCGAGGCAGGGGGGAGGGUUGAUAUCCGGUCUGUCUGUCUGGAGCUGUUCAACACUACGUUCGCCAUUGUCUGAUUUAUUUGAGAGCUGUCAUUCUAUUUACGGCACUUUGUAUUAAUCUAAACAAAUUAAUCCAUAUCUACACUGAAGC
Messenger RNA from Aspergillus versicolor CBS 583.65, 1723 nucleotides. Its product is annotated as Zn(II)2Cys6 transcription factor. Gene Ontology annotation, cellular component: nucleus. Gene Ontology annotation, molecular function: transcription cis-regulatory region binding; DNA-binding transcription factor activity, RNA polymerase II-specific; zinc ion binding. NCBI's taxonomy places the organism in Eukaryota, Fungi, Ascomycota, Eurotiomycetes, Eurotiales, Aspergillaceae. Bases 46 to 1647 code for a protein of 533 amino acids. Gene Ontology annotation, biological process: positive regulation of transcription by RNA polymerase II. The transcript has 3 exons. The record is from RefSeq and is a predicted model, not a curated record.